UUUCGGGUGUUAAUAUUUUGAUAUUAUACCUAAACAACAUCGUGCUUGGUAAAGCGGCAGCGGAGUGGCGGACAACUCAGAGGACUAACCGAGAUGACAGAUAUCACGUGAUCAUGUACGAGCACCAUUAUUGGUCCAGCUACAGUGUUUAAUUAUUUUCGAAUCCGUACUCGAGCCUUCUACGUAUUUUCAGUUUGGUGAUACGCAAUCAGUUCUAUGCCCCAGCUCAUCGAUCCCUCAGUCGUGAACAGGAGAACAUGCCUGACAGUGCUUAACAUUUAACAUUCUACCAACUGAAGAUACCUCGAAAGAAGUUGUGAAGUUUGAAUAAAAGAUACUGGCCUGGAUGAUAAAGAAACAUUGGGUUUACAUGUAAAGGUAGCCGGAAGAGCAAGUGAAAGAAGAUGGCACUACGAAAAGAAGACAUUCAUAUUUAUAAUGGUACGUGUACUUUUAGAGUAGGGUGCAAGCUUAAUCUAGAGGAGUUACAAUUAGGACUGCCUGGUACCGAUAUGGCAUACGAAGAAAAACCUAGGAGAUUGAUCAAGAAGUUCCAUGAUCCGCCUGCCACUGCUACCAUAUAUCCUUCAGGCAAAAUCAUCAUCAGAGGCAACGAUAGUGAAGAACAUGCAGAGCAGACAGCAAGGAAAUGUGCAAGGGAAUUAAAUAAAAUAGACUUUAAUGUUCGGUUUUUAGAGUACAAGGUUGUGAAUAUUUUUGGAACGUACUUGGUGCCGUUUGCUAUAGAUAUCUGGGAAUUUGCAAAGGAACAUCAAAAUGAUGCAAGCUAUGAUCCUGUGAACCAUCCUGCUGCCAAAUACAAGCUCGACCAACCCUUUAAGGCAACUAUUCUGAUCUACCAUACAGGUACAAUCACAGUAAUAGCCCAAUCUGAAAGCAAUAUCGAGGAAGCCAUAAAGCAUAUAUACCCCUUGGUUGAAGCUCAUAAUAUGCCACUCACUGAGGAUAUGAUACGGAAGAGACUACGAGAUGAAGUUGACGAGUAUGAGGAAGGGAACAGUGACGAUGAGAGCGCCGGAGACGAGGAUGUCGGAGACGAUGAUGUCGGAGACGGGGACGGGGUGGUUCGAGACGGGGGCAAAAUCAGUAAAGCCAUAAAGCGCAGAAACCCCUUGGUUGAAUGUCAAAAUAUGCCACUCUCUAAUAAGGCUAUCACACAGAAGAGACUCGCCAAGAAACCGAAACGGGAUAGAGUUGACGAGGAUGAGAAAGAGAACACGGACGAUAACAACGCCAAUGGGAGCGCUGGAGACGGAGGCACCGGAGACGGGGGCACAGGAGACGGAAGCGCCGAAGAUGGGGCUGUUGGAGACGGGGCCAACAAAGACGGGGUCGCCGGGGACGGGGGCGCUGGAGACGAGGGCGCCGAAUACGAGGGCGCCGGAGACGAGGACGAAGAUAGUGACGAGGACGAAGACAGUGACGAGUAUUCUUCGGAUGAUAGCAACUGAAAUAGGAAUGGAUAAUAACUGUCUAGCCACACUAGCAGAGGUAGUGCCGGAGGCAUUAUUUUAAAUAUAAUUUAAAUAAAUAAUUCAUUGACUAUUCAGUUGGACAUAAUUGUACACCAACAUUUCAGUCACUGCAGAAUAGAAGGUUUUUACCAUGAUUAGUAAUGUGGAUUAAAUUAUUUCUGUUUAAUAACACCCUUUUUCGCUUGAUAAGUGUACAGAAUCUUGACUUCAGUUUCGGUCUUCAUGUAACUGUUUCUAGUCUCCUUCACGAUCAUGGAAUCCUCUUGGUAGGGUAUGUAGAUGUUUACUCAAUUGCUAUAGUAAAUACAAAUGUAGUCGUACCACGUCAUAUACAUGUAUGCUAGUAAGCCAAUUGCUUCAGGACAAGCUAGGGCAUUUCAAAAGCAGGGCAAUACCUGCAUUUUACUUUAAACAGGGCACCACACAACUUUUUGGGAGGGGUCCGGAUUGGACUUUCUAAGGUCUGUAUGCAUGAGCCCUGUGUGAAAAUUUCAACAACAAAAGAAGGGGGGGCUAUGGGCUUGUCCCAAGGCGUCUGUGAGUGUUGAGCCUCGUUUCAAAUCAAUGACCAUGUACUUGAAUAUCCCAUUGAUUAGUAUCCUGUAAAUUCAUUGAUUAAGACAUCUGAAAAAACACAAUUAUGUAAUCGUUUGACUCUGCAUUAAUACUGGGAAGGCAGGUGUCAUGAUGAGUGAUUGUGUAAAAGAAAAAGGGCAUGGUUACAAUGUAAAUU
Messenger RNA from Strongylocentrotus purpuratus (purple sea urchin), 2229 nucleotides. RefSeq lists its product as uncharacterized. Gene Ontology annotation, molecular function: general transcription initiation factor activity; DNA binding. The record is from RefSeq and is a predicted model, not a curated record. NCBI's taxonomy places the organism in Eukaryota, Metazoa, Echinodermata, Echinoidea, Camarodonta, Strongylocentrotidae. Gene Ontology annotation, biological process: DNA-templated transcription initiation. The transcript is spliced from 6 exons. Bases 405 to 1472 code for a protein of 355 amino acids.